AUGGCGACUUUUGCGAGCUCAUCACGCAGUCCUCCUAUAAUUGACAUGACUCUUCUCAACGACCUUUAUGACGAGAUAGAUCGCAACCCCCCAGCUCUGGAAGCUCGCAGGCUACUUAUCCAGCAAUGUAUGGAGGCAGGAUGGGUCGACGCCGCAAGAGAUGCCAUUCGAGCUUACUUGGAUCUCGACCCUUAUGACGAAGAGAUUCUUUCCAUGGAAGAAUUUUUAUUUGAAGACGACUCUACUCGAUCGCAAUCACAUCACAUCCCAACUCCGGCAGGCCCACCUCCUCGACCCCCUCCGCCUUCGGUGCCUGUCGAUAUCGAGGAAGCGCAACUCGAGCUGCUUCGCGGCUACAAUGCCUUACGCACCAAAGCAGCGAAAUUGCUUCGCGAGACUUGCUUGAAAAAAGAAGCGUCAAUUUCCCCGCGCUUCGAUGUGCACAUUCAAAACCUGACAGAUAUAACUGAUGGGCGUAUUAGCUCUGUCGUACGAGUAAGGCAACCGGGAAGCGCUCAGGCAGUAGCGCGGGCCAUGGAGAAGAAUCCCGAGAGAGCUGUGGAUAUUGCUAUCGGUGAUCUAGAAGACAUGGCUCGCUGGCUACGAUCGCAAUCUGGUCACCCGGACAAUGAUGCCGUGCGCGAGGCUCUGGUCAAAAGGGUGGGCAUGUUGUCCUCUGCGCUUUCAAACGGGAUGAAAAGGAACGCAUCGCUGGCUCUGAUGCAUGUGGAGCACGAGCUUCUACGCCGGACUUAUGUCUGCGAUGAAACUAUGUAUGGGGAUAAGGUGGCCGAUAUCCCGCGGACUCGGUUUCUAGCAACAGAGGAUGGCUAUCCCUGGGAUAUGGAGGAGUUGGCUCAGGCGAUUCAAAGCAACGGCGGAAUAAUGCGCAACCCUCUCAGCCGCCAAAUGUUUACUACCGAAGACAUUCGAACAAUCUUGCAGCAUCCCCUCGGAAAGGGGCUUGCAGCUUUGGGAGUCGAACAAGGCAAGCUUUCCAAAGGUGUCCGACCAAAGACAAUCGAGGAGCUUGAGAAAAUGUCCGUAGUCCUGCUUGCGGACAUGAGCGAAGACCAAAUGGAGAGUCGACACGUCUUGGACCAAUUCCUCGGAUAUGUCGCAACACUUCCGGGGUCGGAGCAGAAGGCACUCGAUAAACUCCGCGUUCCUGCAAAAGACAGUCACACUGGCCAAGCUUUCGACACUACCAUUGGUGAGGCUGUUCGGGAUGCAAAAGCAAAUGUUGUAUGCAUCCACAAAAUUGGGGACUUUUUACAGCAAGCUGCAAGGCACUUAAAACGGUCAAAGUAA
Messenger RNA from Hyaloscypha bicolor E, 1311 nucleotides. RefSeq lists its product as uncharacterized. Bases 1 to 1311 code for a protein of 436 amino acids. The transcript has 2 exons. NCBI's taxonomy places the organism in Eukaryota, Fungi, Ascomycota, Leotiomycetes, Helotiales, Hyaloscyphaceae. The record is from RefSeq and is a predicted model, not a curated record.